Messenger RNA from Prorocentrum cordatum, 1100 nucleotides. NCBI's taxonomy places the organism in Eukaryota, Dinophyceae, Prorocentrales, Prorocentraceae. The record is from the annotation of a GenBank genome assembly.
AUGGUCCGUCGUGAAGCCUUGGCCAUCCUGAAUGCGCGUUACGCGUUCAUUGAGACGGCAAAGGAUGUGGCUCGCCUCAAUGCACUUCGGGAGUCUGGGGACUUCGAGGACUCUCGGGGCGCCGUCUACGCGGAGGCUGCCGCCCGCCCGCCAGACUACCUGCCCCUUCGGUUCAUGGACGUGGACCCCCUGCUCUUCGAGGAGACCCCCGCGGACCUCAUGAGGCCCCAGGAUUGGAAGGAUGUCUUGGCCGUUCGGGUGGGCUACGACGCCGAUAUCAUGCAGUUAGAGGGUGAGGCCCUCGUGUUGGCCUACAAGCACAUCCUGGCGAUGCCGCGGGCCGCGCCUGGGAGGGCAAAGGAGCGGGCCAGGGCACAGCGCGAGACGCGCGCUGCCGCCGCCCAGCGCCUGACCGCGGAGCGGGGGGCCCUGGGAUCCCUCACGGUUCUCGAGCAGAUUGCGAUCCGCCCAGUGACGGAGGCCCUCUACAAGAAAACUGCCGCGGCUUUCCUGGAGUUCUGCACCAAGCGGGGGCUGGACUGGCACAACGUCGAGGAGAUGGAUGUGAUCCUAGCCCAAUACAUGGACGAUUGCUUUCACCGCGGCGCGUCGCCCGACCACGGCACGCAGCUGCUGGCCAGCCUCGCGCAUCUCUACCCGAGCUUGCGGGGGCAGUGGAAGUUGCAGUGGCCGAGGGCUGCCCGCGCCUCGAUCUCGUGGAAGCGGAGAGUGCCUGCGGGGACCCGGCUGCCACUGCCGAAGGCGGUUGCCAUGGCCGUGUGCCUGCUGCUGGUGGAGGUCUCGGACCACUUGCACUGCCUCCGCCACGGGGGCGCGUCGGACGACUUGCUCAGUCGCCGAAGGGGCGCGUUCCAGGUGCAGGUUCGAGGCAGGUGGGCAUCCGUGAAGAGUUUGAAACGGUACGGCAAGGAGACAAAGCUGUUGUCGGAGAUCAGCUCGGUGCACGGCGACGCGUUUCGUCUCGGACAUCUCAUGUUGGAACAUUUCUGGACGGUGGUCAUGGCAGGCGGGACCCUGGAGGCCAGCAUCAGUCACCUCAUCCCAGCGACGUGUGUGCCGGCGGUGCGAGCGGCCCGAAG